This is a messenger RNA of Aspergillus saccharolyticus JOP 1030-1, 216 nucleotides long. RefSeq lists its product as uncharacterized. Lineage: Eukaryota; Fungi; Ascomycota; Eurotiomycetes; Eurotiales; Aspergillaceae. The coding region runs from base 1 to 216 and encodes 71 amino acids. The record is from RefSeq and is a predicted model, not a curated record. The transcript is spliced from 2 exons.
AUGGAAGAGCCGACUGAUUACAAUGAACUCAUAGCACAGAUAUCUGUAAAUCUCAGAAACGCGCUCAACACAUUCGGUGCCUCGUCUCCCCAGUUUCAGAAUGUCCUGAUUAUCCUCAAAGACUGUCUGCGCGAGAUGGAUGAGAAAGCGCGGAACUCGAACUCCGUGGAUCCUGAUAUGCUGGACGUCGCAAUGAGCUUUUUGUCGCUCGAAUAA